GUAGUAUCUCGGUAUAAACAGACGCGUGCCUUUAGUCUGGUGAGAUUAUCCUUGGGUUGAAUGCUAGAAUGCAAUUCACCAUCGCACAGACUGAGAAGGGGAACGACUCUUUGGGAGUAUGUUAUAUGAUUUACGACAUUUACCUGGAGGGAUUUCUCUUUUGUAAACUAAGGUACAGCCAGCUCCAUAGAUGGAAUGAAAAGUUGAGGCGUUAUUUUGGGAGCAAUCUUGUGCCACAUUUUCCACCUAAGAGUUAUCUCGCACAAACCGAGUCUACAGCUGAAGAAAGAAGACUUCAAUUACAGCAGUAUCUUCAGAAAGUUGGAGAGGAUCCUGUUAUAUCUGUCAGUGAAAUAUUCACCACUUUAUUAAAGAAUGCACAACAGGAAACUUUUAAAAUUUGUGCACGGGCUAUUCUCUUGGAGAUUCUUCUUGCAGAUGGGAAAAAGCUUCUGAUUGACACCCACACAACUCACUCAGCAGAGCGGAUGUUGGAGAUUGUUGCCCAGAAGGUUGAAUUGUCACGGCAGUUUUUGGAACAUUUCGCCCUCUACCUCGUCCGUGAACUUCCUAAUCAAGGAUAUUCUGUGCUGAAAAGGUUGAAUGCGUUUGAACUGUCAUAUGUGAGUCUCUGGAGCCUGCAGGAUGAGAACUGCAAAAUAAUGAUCAGGAAAAGUUAUUUGGAUCCAUUAGAAAACAAAAUACUCAUGCAAAGUAAUGUUGGUGUCUCAUUAUUAUACAGCCAGGCUACAUAUGAGCUGGAACGAGGCUGGGUUAGUCCUACUGAGGAACAAUACCAGCAGCUGAAAGCUUUCCAAAAUGCAGAAAUGAAGAGAGAGUUCCUUGAAACUAUAGAGGAAGUAAAGUUCUAUGGAUAUGUACUGUUUGAGGCCUGCACCUGUGAUUAUCCAGAACCCAAUUCUCCUUCUAUUGUUCGUGUGGGCAAAGAUGAGAUUAAUUGCUGCAUCCAGUUACCAAGUAACCACAUCAAGGAGGUUAGCUUCAAGGUUAAUAGAAUAAGGUGCUGGAAAAUCAGCCUGCAGAUAACAGAAGAAACAGAACUGAAACAGAAACUGAGUUUUGAAUACCAAGAUAGUCAAGAUUUCAGGCAAUGGAUUACAAUUUACACUUACCAGGCCUUUCUACUUAGUAGAUGCAUACAAGAAAUUGUAAAAGAGAAACUGAAGAUACAUGCAGGAUAUACAGAAAUGCAGAUUGAAAAUGCAAAAUCAAACUGUAGGACCACACCCUGGAAUCCGUUGACUGCUUUGAGUAAGUAUCCUGGAGCUGUGCAACAAAAAAAGUUACUCAAGACAUAAAAACCCAGAGAAAGCAUAUUUGAAUAAGUCGCUGAUGAGAACCUGUGACCACAAUCAGAGUCUGAAAAUGCAAUAUUAACACAUUUGAUUGUACAAUGCUUGAUUGCAUUUGGAGUGGAUAUUGCACAUAAUCUGCUUUCAUUAUUUAACAGAAAAGUAUACCUCUGGAGCUUCAAAUCACUCAUUUGGGAAGCCAUAAACCAUUGACAUUGCGUUUGGUUCAGUCUGAGCUAUUUCGACUUUUCUCUGUUUAAAUGCAUGUUGAGGAUUUCUGUGCAAUGGAUUUCUCUGCAAUGUAUGUGUAAUUUCUACGAUUGAGGUUAAAUGUCGCUAGGAAUGCAAUGGAUUUAUGAUUUAUUUUCUCCACUUAGUAUUUGGCUACUCGCAAACUUAUCAAUGAUACAAUAGGUCAUAUUAAUUGCUCAGUUUUAGUACUUGAAUUAGGUCUUUAUAGAUCCUGAUUGUCUUUACAUUUAUUAAUCCAAGAAAUGUGCAAAUCAGUUUCUAUGUAACAUUUGUUUAAACGUUUAAAUUAAUGUUUUUCCAUUUGAUUCAAUACUUUUGGUAGGAGUCCCUAAUGGGCCUCCUCAAGUCUAAACACAUAGGUAAUGCUUACGGUUGAUCUGCGGAAGAGUUUGGCCUUUGAGAGGAAUAAACCAGCUUUCGUUAUCUUGUUUCAGUAUUUCAGUUCCCUUUCUGGGUUAGGUAUUUUGUUUGAGAUGCAGAAAUUUAGACCAGACUAUAGCAGCACAAACAGACAAAUAUUUAGUAUUUCUGCAUUUUAGACGUCAUUGUACUUGCAGGCAAAUUUUGGAUACAUCUGCACAAAUUUCUACACCCCAGCUUUAUAUAAAAAAAAUCCAACUAUUGAUACAGUCUGUGAUAUUACUGGGAUACAAGAAAUGAGACAUAUAAAUGAGAAAGAUCCAGCACUGACUACAGUAAUAUCUGAAAUAUAAACAAAUUCUGAAGUAUUAAAGUUAAUUAGCAUGUCUACUUCCCAAAGUUCUGAAUUCUUUAGUAAAUCUUGGCCCUGCUAAUAUUCUGAAGACAUCACUACUUGUCUAGAUAUCCAAGUAUUUAGUUACAAAUUAACUCUUAGUAUCGAAGAUUUACGAAUUAGAAUAAGCUUUAUAAGGUAUUUUCAUUACUUUGAUCUGUGGAAUUGGGAAAAAAAAGUUUAAGCUGCUUUCACUGGUGGUGACACAGAAUAGAAGUAGGAUAUGCUUUCUUUUUGAAUUGACUUUUAAAAUUGAGUCAUUUGAAAUGUAAUUUGACAGCUUGUAUGUUGAAGCUCAAAAACUUUGGGAGAUUUUUGUAUUGAAAAGUUUCAUGAUAAUUCAUAUUA
This is a messenger RNA of Hemiscyllium ocellatum (epaulette shark), 2667 nucleotides long. RefSeq names its product sorting nexin-31-like. NCBI's taxonomy places the organism in Eukaryota, Metazoa, Chordata, Chondrichthyes, Orectolobiformes, Hemiscylliidae. The transcript has 14 exons. The coding region runs from base 69 to 1319 and encodes 416 amino acids. The record is from RefSeq and is a predicted model, not a curated record. Gene Ontology annotation, molecular function: phosphatidylinositol binding. Gene Ontology annotation, biological process: intracellular protein transport. Gene Ontology annotation, cellular component: early endosome.